Notodromas monacha is the source of this 433-nucleotide messenger RNA. The record is from the annotation of a GenBank genome assembly. NCBI's taxonomy places the organism in Eukaryota, Metazoa, Arthropoda, Ostracoda, Podocopida, Cyprididae.
UUCUGAAGACGGUAGCAUGUGGCGGUCGUUCCAAAAAAUUUCACAAAAUUCUUGUGCUCGGGCGAAUUCGAGCUGUGUAAGCUUCGGUGUACGAACAUUGUCGAUGUCGGCGGAUGCUGUUGGAAGUUCACGGAGUGAAUACGAAACUGUUGUUCAUAACCGGGCUCAAAAGAAAUUCAUUUUGAAUAUCGAGGGUUCUUCCGAACCUGCUAGGAUUGAGUAUCGGGUGCUCAAGCCGGGAGUCAUCGAUUUGUAUCAUACUGAGGUUCCCGACGAAUUCAGAGGAAGAGGGAUUGCUAAAAAGCUUGCUGCCGGGGCUUUUGAGCACGUGAAGAAGGAGAACUUACGGAUGAAGCUGUCGUGUUGGUACCUUCAAACAAUUUUGACCCAGAAUCCGAAGUCUGGCUUCGCGGCUCUGCUUGACGAAAAUUAG